Lutzomyia longipalpis is the source of this 3687-nucleotide messenger RNA. It is a transcript of the gene IleRS, whose product is annotated as isoleucine--tRNA ligase, cytoplasmic. Gene Ontology annotation, molecular function: aminoacyl-tRNA deacylase activity; tRNA binding; ATP binding. The transcript has 3 exons. Lineage: Eukaryota; Metazoa; Arthropoda; Insecta; Diptera; Psychodidae. The record is from RefSeq and is a predicted model, not a curated record. Gene Ontology annotation, biological process: isoleucyl-tRNA aminoacylation. The coding region runs from base 146 to 3598 and encodes 1150 amino acids.
UUUUCGGAAAAUUUCCGGAAGACCAUGUGCGCUGUCAAAAUUUCCUGGAAAUUGCUGGCAAAUAAAUCUCGCAAAGUCGGCAUAAAUUGCAUCAUUUAUCCAGUGAAAGUACGUGAUAAACGGUAAUCCCAGAGUGUGUGAUGCAAUGGAGCGUGUGCCGGAGAAUAUAAAUUUUCCCGAGGAGGAAGAAAAGAUCCUUGAGUAUUGGAAGAAGGAGCGCUGUUUCGAGAAAUGUCUGCAGCAAUCGAAGAAGAAGCCCAAGUACACGUUCUACGAUGGGCCCCCAUUUGCCACGGGACUCCCGCACUAUGGGCACAUCUUGGCGGGAACAAUUAAAGACGUGGUGACACGUUACGCCCACCAGCAGGGCUACCACGUGGACAGGCGCUUCGGGUGGGAUUGUCAUGGGUUGCCGAUUGAGUAUGAGAUUGACAAGGUGCUGGGAAUCCGUUCGCCGGAGGAUAUCCUCAAGUUGGGCAUAAAGAACUACAACGAUGAGUGCCGGAAGAUUGUGAUGCGAUAUGCCAAUGAGUGGGAACAAAUCAUUGGGCGUAUGGGAAGAUGGAUUGACUUCAAGAAUGACUACAAGACCCUCUACCCAACGUACAUGGAGACACUCUGGUGGAUCUUUAAGCAGCUCUACCAGAAGGGACUUGUCUACAAGGGGGUUAAAGUUAUGCCUUACUCAACAGCUUGCACAACGCCCUUGUCGAACUUUGAAUCCGGUCAGAAUUACAAAGAAGUCCAAGAUCCAGCUGUUACGGUGACCUUUCCCAUUGUCGAUGACCCCGAUAAGGCUGUAAUGAUCGGAUGGACAACCACCCCAUGGACACUUCCGUCAAAUCUAUCCCUCUGCGUGCAUCCUGAUCUCGAAUAUGUCCGCGUGAAGGAAGUCUCCACGGGACGUGUGAUUAUUCUCAUGGAAGCCCGUCUAGAGGCUGUCUUCAAGUCAGCAAAGAGCUAUGAGAUCCUCGAGAGAUUCCCCGGGAAGAAACUCGCCGGAUUGCGCUAUCAACCACUCUUUGAUUACUUCCUGAAGUACAAAGAUGUUGCUUUCCGGGUUCUCCUGGAUGACUAUGUAACUGAGGAAUCCGGUACGGGGGUCGUUCAUCAAGCACCCUACUUUGGUGAGGACGAUUACAGGGUUUGCCUGGCUAAUGGAGUGAUAACGCGUGAUCAGGAAAUCAUCUGUCCUGUAGAUGCAAGUGGACGAUUCACGGAUGAGGUUAAAGACUUCCGCGGGCAGUACGUGAAGGAUGCUGAUAAGAACAUCAUUGCGAUGCUGAAGAAGAUGGGGAGGCUGUAUCAUGCUGGAACAAUGAAGCACAGUUAUCCAUUUUGUUGGCGCUCAGACACCCCGCUCAUCUACAAAGCCGUCCCCUCGUGGUUCAUCCGUGUUGAACAUAUGCCCGAUCGUCUCCUCAAUGCCAGCUCCCACACCUACUGGGUUCCGGACUUUGUGAAGGAGAAGCGUUUUGGGAAUUGGCUACGAAAUGCCCGCGAUUGGGCAGUGAGUCGUAAUCGCUACUGGGGCACUCCCAUCCCAAUCUGGCUCAAUGAUGACGGGGAGAUUGUCGUGAUUGGGAGCAUUGAGGAGCUGUACCAGGAGUCAGGGGUUCGUGUGACAGAUCUCCAUCGAGAAGUUGUCGAUGGCAUUGAGAUUCCGUCCAAGAAACCCGGUGGGAAGCCACUGAGGCGCAUUGAUGAGGUGUUUGACUGCUGGUUCGAAUCGGGUUCAAUGCCUUUUGCCCAGCUACACUAUCCCUUUGAGAAUGCCGAUGAUUUUGACAUGCGCUUCCCGGCGGAUUUCAUUGCUGAGGGCAUUGAUCAGACACGUGGAUGGUUCUACACGCUUCUUGUCAUCUCAACGGCUCUCUUCGAUAAGGCUCCGUUUAAGAAUUUGAUUGCAAAUGGACUGGUGCUGGCAGCUGAUGGGCAGAAGAUGUCAAAGAGGAAGAAAAACUAUCCGGAUCCAAUGGAGGUGGUUCACAAGUAUGGGGCUGAUGCACUGAGGUUGUACCUCAUUAAUUCCCCCGUGGUUAGAGCGGAGAAUUUGCGUUUCAAGGAAGAUGGGGUGAGGGAUAUUGUCAAGGAUGUCUUCUUGCCGUGGUACAAUGCCUUCAGGUUCCUCUAUCAGAACAUUGAGCGUCUCCGGAAAGAGGAUGGUGUGGAGUUUGCCUACGACAGCACACGGAAGGCAGACAAUGUUAUGGACAUUUGGAUUGUUUCCUACAAGGAGAGUUUGUUGGAAUUUGUUGCGUCAGAGAUGAAGGCCUACAGGCUGUACACGGUCGUGCCGAGGCUGACAAAGUUCAUCGAUCAGCUGACCAAUUGGUACGUGAGGCUCAACAGGAGGCGGCUAAAGGGGGAACUCGGCAAGGAGGAUUGUUUGAUCUCACUCAAUACUCUCUACGACAUCCUCGUGACAAUGGUGAAGAUGAUGGCACCCUUUACGCCCUUCCUCACGGAUUUUAUGUAUCUGAAAUUGAAGGAUCUCAGCCCCGAGGAGCAGGGUGAGAGUGUCCACUACCAGAUGAUGCCGGUAGCCAAUAGGACACGCAUUGACAGGAAGAUUGAGCAAAGUGUCAGCAAUAUGCAGAGUGUUAUUGAACUCGGACGCAUUUUGCGUGAUCGGAAGACUAUUCCGGUGAAGUAUCCUCUUCCGGAGAUUGUAAUCAUUCACCCCAAUGAGGAAUAUCUCGAGGAUAUCAAAUCCCUGGAAGAAUUCAUCGUGGGUGAGCUGAAUGUUCGCAAAAUGAUUCUAAGUAGUGAUCGUGAAAAGUAUGGUGUGUCGAUGAAAGCAGAGCCGGACUUCAAGGCGUUGGGACAGAGGCUCAAGACGGACUUUAAGGAGGUCACUCAAGCUAUUCGUCAGCUCACUGAUCAGGAAAUCCAGGAGGGCAUAAAGAGGGAAUUCUUUGAAAUAUCAAAGCAUCGUAUUGAAGUGGAUGAGUUGCGAUUCCUCGUCCAGGUGGCUGAGAAUCACAAUCAAGAGCAACGCUAUGAGGCACAAACGGACAACAAUGUCCUCAUUCUUCUCGACACGAAUCCCAGUGCGGAGCUGCAGGAGGAGGGUCUUGCGCGUGAAAUAAUAAAUCGUGUGCAGAAACUGAAGAAGAAGGCGCAUCUCGUACAAACGGAUCAAGUGCUCGUCUUCUAUUCCAUCCUCCGGGAUCCCGAGGGGACCGUUGAGAAGGUAGCGCAUGAGCACAACAAAUUCAUCGAAGCGGCUAUUAAGAGUAAAUUCGCCAUGGAUGAUCUCACGGCACCCAAUCAAUUCCCCGAGAUAAUCAGCGAGAGCUCCGACAUCAAGGGGGCACAGCUUAUGCUGAGAAUUGUAAAUCCCAGUGGGGAGUAUCAACCACCAAGUACGAAGGUGCAACUUGUGGGCUUUCGAUCGCGCUAUGGCCCUUCCCGCGAUACCGCAACCAUCUUCCUCCAGAAUGCCAAGCGGGAGACAAUCUCCCUGGAGCGUCUCCGGGAGGAAAUAGCCAUUGCAUUUGGGCUCUACGGAUUGCCAUUCAAGGUCCGUUUCGGGGGGAAAGAUCUCGUGGAUCCACUAGCGGCCAGUGGGAAGAUUCUCAGCGUGGAGAAGUGAAGAUGAAAAACAAAAGAAAUCCGACCAAUUACGGAAUGAAAUAAUUAAAUUAAAUGGAAUGAAUUACAAGUUGAUUUGAAUUAAUUAAA